This is a messenger RNA of Pneumocystis jirovecii RU7, 1788 nucleotides long. RefSeq lists its product as uncharacterized. The transcript has 8 exons. The record is from RefSeq and is a predicted model, not a curated record. Gene Ontology annotation, biological process: intracellular signal transduction. Gene Ontology annotation, molecular function: guanyl-nucleotide exchange factor activity. Bases 1 to 1788 code for a protein of 595 amino acids. NCBI's taxonomy places the organism in Eukaryota, Fungi, Ascomycota, Pneumocystomycetes, Pneumocystales, Pneumocystaceae.
AUGAAAUUAUCAGAAAAACAAUAUGAUAUCGAUUCAUCAAAAAUCAACAAUGCUAACAAUAUAAUAGAUAUAAUUACUGACAAAAAGAUAUUCAAAAACCAAAACGAGAAAAUAAAAAAGAAAAUCCAAUAUCAACCAUCUGUAUCCCUUUUACCCAUUACUAUUGAUUCUUUAUCAAUAGAUACAAAACAUAUUCAUGAUGCUUUUGAUACAAAAAUUGAAAAAAAUGAAAUAAAAAUGAUAUUUAAAAAAAAAAACAUAAUAACGGAACUUAUAAUGACAGAAGAAAGUUAUAGAGAUGACCUCUUUGUUAUAGAAAAGAUAUAUAAAAAAAAAGCAUUAGAGUAUUCCAUAUUGUCUCCUCAAGAUAUAAAAAUAGUUUUUUGUAACAUUUACGACAUAUGGCAAUUUACUGAUAAAUUUAGUAAACUCUUAAGAGCUGCAGGAAGACAUAUCUUAGAAAUUAACUUAGAGUCAGAUAUAAAUAUAGAUACAGUGGAAACAUUAUAUAGUAAAUUAUCUAACACAUGGAUUGGUAAAGCUUUUAGUGAAAUGAUUCCACAAAUCGAAAAAAUUUAUUCAAUAUAUUGUAUAAACCAUAGUGCAAGUUCAGAAAAACUUCAAGAACUAGAACAAAAUACUAAUAUUCAAAAAUGGCUUUGGGAAUGCAAAGAAAUUAGUAAAAAACAAACAAAUGCAUGGGAUUUAGCGAGUCUUUUAAUAAAACCUGUUCAGAGAAUUCUUAAGUAUCCACUACUUCUAAUACAAAUUUUAAAUACAACAUCAGCAAAUCAUCCUGAUAUUAUAUUAUUAAAUCACGCCAAUAAAGAAAUAACUCUUGUGAUAGAUAGAAUAAAUGAAAUAAAAAGAUGUAAAGAUAUGGUAAAACAAGUAAUUUCUGGAAAAUCAGAUAAUGAUAUAUGCCAUAUAAUAACCAAAGGCAUUUCUCGAAGAACCAAAAAACUUAAACAAACUGUUGGAUUAACUGAAAAUUAUCAUGAUAUCUUUUAUGAAACAUUAUUUCAAAAUUUCCAACAACAACAGAUUCAAAUUCUAACAUUUAAAAAAAAAAUCAAAAAUUGGCUACGAGAAGUAACGAACUAUCAUUCCCAACAAAAUAAUCUUGUUUUUUCAUAUAAUCUUUGUAUAGCAUGUGAAAGAUCAUCAUAUAAUGAAACACAUACAAAAUGGAAAGAAUAUAAAAUAAUUAUUAACGAAGCAUGUAAAGAUGGACUUAAUGAAUUGGAAAGAAAUAUAACAUAUUUCGUGUUUAAACCACUAAAACUACUAAAAAACUUAUAUAAAAUUCCUAAUUGUAUAAUAAAAAAAAGAAAUACUAAAAUACUAGAUUAUAUUCAUGUGAAAGCUCAAAGAGAAAAAGGAAUAUUACCAAGUAAUAUGCUAGUUCAAUCGGCAGAAAUAUAUAAUGUUAUCAAUACACAAUUAAAAAAGGAAUUGCCUGAAUUUUUAUACUAUACAUCUGAAUUAUUUAGCGAAAUAAUCAUCAGAUUCUCGUAUUGUCAACAACAAUGGUAUAAAUUCUGGAUGUUAAAGCUCACGAAAUGUUUACCAGAUCAUUAUGAUCCAUCAAUUAAUUUCAAUGAUUUUCCUAAUAGUUUUAUGAAAAAAAAGUUAGCUAUCGACGCACAAUAUUCCAAAUUCAAUAUCUUAAAAACAUCACGGAUUGCAUGUUCUCUUUCUUCAAAUAUAUCUAACUUGCAAAAUAUUAACUUAUCGUCUUUAAAAGGAAAAGCCAUUAUCAUUUCAAGAAAAUAUGUCAAAUAUUAA